CACCAGGGAACUGGUGUCAAUAUUGGCAUUGAUGAAGAAUAUGGGGAUAACACAAUGCUCAAUAGAAAGUAAAAUUAACAGCAAAUAGUUCGGCCGAAUGUAUUCACUUUAUGCCAUGAAUUAUUUAUCAAUGAAAUUGAUUCUACUGCGCUUCAUGUAAACUUUAUAUUAGCAAAAUGAUGAGUGCUAGGCCGUUACUGCUGAUGUAGAAACCUCAUAAUCAAUACGAAUUCGAAGCAUGAGGUGAAAUCGUGUCCUACUGCGCUGACCCUUAUGUCUCGACACACGGAAUAUCAUAUCAUACAAUCGAACCAAAUAGCUGAACCAAAUAAUGGCAGAAUAAAUGGAGCUUGGACGGGGAUUGAAGCCAUUUGUUGAGCCCGAAGGCUUGUUCGCCCGUAAAUCUUCAUCUAAUAUUCUAUCAGAUCCAAGAAUAUUGGAACAUUUGAGAAUUGUUGCUGAAGAAGCACAAAUUCAGGAGGCUGAUGAGGAAAAUUUAUCAGAUGAUGACGAAAUGGAGUUUCAACGAAAAGAAUUGGCCGAUAAAAUUACAGCAUACAAUAAACGCAACCAGUUUGGUGCUUUUCGGGUGGAACAAAACGAACUGGAUUACAAAGGGGCAGUAAGAUUUUAUUUCGAAGCUGGAAAGCAGGAGUUGACCAAGGCAGUUGAGAUAUCAAACAAGACGACAGUCGCUGAUCUCUUGCCCAUUCUUGUGGAAAAAUUCAACCUUAACCAAGCGAAUUACCAAUACACACUCUAUGUUGUACAUGAAGCUGAUGAAAUCGCUUUGGAUCACAGUGAUUGCCCAUUGGGGAUAGCUAUAACUGCAAUAAAGGCACCAAGGUUCGUCCUCCGUAGAAAACGCCAACAAUCCCACGAUACAAACGAACUUGUGUUGCAAAACCAAGUGUCACGAACGUCUUCUGCUUCAAGUAACUCGUUAGGCCAGUGUAAUACUGACCCUCUUGUUUUCACUCCUCGUUCAAACUUAAAAAGCACGGCGUCCUCAGGCAACAGUUCGUCAAGGAACGUUUCAGACAAAAAUGUUUCAGUGGUUGAAAAUUUAAACGAGUCUACCCCAACACAUAGCGCUAAAAGCCAACAUAAAAACUCAGGCAAAGCCAAGCGAACUAAGUCAUUUUCACAAAUAGCAGCAAUGGUACGAAAAAAGAAAUCGGCAGAUAAACCAGAAAGUUCUGAGCUUUCAACAUACAAACUAGCACCAGGAAUAUUAAAGGUUUUUGGUGAUCACGUGUCUCCUGGAUCAAAUUACAAAAGCGUUCGCGCCUCAACGAUCUCUACAGCUCGAGAGGUCGUUAAACAGGCGUUGGAGAAAUAUUCCAUUGAGAACGCCAAUCCAAGUGACUAUGUCCUUUGCGAUGUUGUUGGGCACUUUAAGAUCGAUGCAAACAGUAAAGCCGAUCAGGACCACGAGGAGGCGCAAUGGGUGACUGAGUAUAUGCGGGUCGUGAAUGAUAAUGAAAAACCACUUGUGGUACAGUCGUUGUGGAAACCUGCAGCUGGAAGAUUAAGGAGAUUUGAGUUGAUGAAAAAAAUACAAAUGGAUUCAGGGUGCUUCUUUAUAAACACUGCCGACAAUCUUGCAAAGGACUCGAGCUUAUCCAGCCCUACGUUAGAUUCUGAGCGGUCCAGUAUAGUUAGUGAUCAUGCCUUGGGUGAGCUAACACCAAGAGAUAGUUCGUCACUGACGUAUGCAACAGAGGACCAUUCGUAUGCUGUCCCACAGAAGGGGCCCUUCCUGUUGCUAAUCAAGGGCUUUGAUGCGCUAUUGGACAAACUACUAAGUCCCCUUGACAGGCCAAUGAUGUCACUAGGGAAUCCAAAGAGUAACAGUGCCAGUAGUAAGCCAGAUGUUUGCCUUUAUGCACCAGACAUUGCCCCAGAGCACUGCUACAUCCACAAAAAGAUCUCCCUUGAUAAAGGUGCUCAUGAAACCAAUAUCGACGACAUCAAUUUCUCGAUUUUUAUUGAUCCUAUGCCAAAUGCAAGUGUUCAUAUAAACGGCAUCAAAAUCGACCAUCUUACGAUGCUACAGCCCGGCCAGUUGGUAUCAUUUGGAUCAGAAUACUGCUUCAUCUUUAAGGACCCGUUGCAAACUAAAGAAAAGCAUCUGAAACUUUCAUGGCUUGAUGCAUUGAAAAGAGGAAAAGCUGCAUCACAGCCAUUAGGAACGCCGAAAGUAAACGAAUCGGUGCAAGUAGACUUUGCAAACGCUGGAGCUGAAUUUGUGAAUGACACGGCUGAUAGUCCCAAAGACGUGAUUGACGGCCACGGGGCGGGGGAAAUUUCGGAUGCUGUCGAACGAAGUGCAGUGAGUUUGUCCUAUAGUUAUGAGGAUGAAGAUGAAUUGCUUGAAAAAGUCAUGCACAAAUACGAAGAACGAAGUUUGAAAUUUAAACUUACCCCCGCAUAUUUGUUGACAAUGAUGAUCGAACAUUCGUGUGCCUGUUUCACGGAGUCACAUGCAAGAAAGCUUCUUUUGAAGAUAUCGAGCGCACUCCAAAGUGUUGCCUGGGAAAAAACGAAAGAAAUAGGGAAGCAGUAUGGAGAGAGGAAAGAUGACGUGGUAGAAUAUUUUGAUGCAAUGCUGCUCGAACUGUCUCCUGUUGUGAAAUGGAUGGCUAAUGCACUCGAGAUGCUGCAUUACUUUCAGUGCAAUUUGAGCAAAUAUUUGCAAAAUGCUUCACCUUCAAAAAUCAGGGAGUCUUUAAUGUCUGCUGAUGAAGAGCUACUGACAGUCUUAGAGGAGGUCAUCAUGUUUACAUUCCAGCAAACAGUUUAUCACCUAACCAAGGUUUUAUAUUCAACGCUACCCGCCAUUCUGGACACAAAUCCGUUCCAAAGUGAAGAUGGAGAUGACGAUGAAGAGACCACCUCUACUCCAGUUGGUGUCGCAUUGAUAAUCGAGAUCUUCGAAAAGACGCUGAACUUAGUCAGUAGCAACAAUGUCCACCCACAGAUCAUUACCCAGUUGUUUGACUAUCUCUUCUUUUUUACCAAUGCAUCUUUAUUCAAUUCUUUAAUGGAACGUGGGACUGGUGGCAAAUUUUACCGAUGGACAAAAGGGGUCCAGAUCCGGGGAAAUUUGGACGUUUUAGAAGAAUUCGCCAGUAAAAGUGGUUUGCAGGAUAAUUUCUCUAGCCAUAUGAAGAAGGUUGUCGCAGCGGUGGCGCUCCUGUCAAUCCCUAAAGCUCAACUGAUGUCUAUGGACUGGAAUUCAAUAAGAGAUGAUUACCCAGACCUCAACGCGUCCCAAGUGCAGCAAUUGCUUGGAGAGUAUCAACUGGGUGGCAAAAAGCGGCCCAGAGGCUGGUACCCGCCUCCUGAAGAAGUCGAGGCAGCCCUUCGAUCUUCUGAUGUUCUUGAAAGUUUCGCCACGCAUCCACCGCUGUUGCUCCCGACGACAGAUUUCAUCAUGGAUUUAGAAAACAUCCCUCAUGAAGAUGACUUUUCAGGAAUCCUCACUGAAAUACAGAAGUUAUACGGAGAGAAAAGCGCAGACGCCACCGUGAUCUCUAAACAGACAGAGGACAAACAGCCAGUCCAGAAAGUUACAUCAUCUUCAGUUGGUCAAAAGUCUGCAAGCGGCUUUGUCGUCAGCGUGCAUCCUAAUAUGACAUCAACACCGCAAAGAGAUGUAGCAGAGAUUGUAGAAGUAAGAAGAACACCUCAGACUCCCUCUACUAGCUUGACACAAACAAACGCAAAACAAUCGGCCUCGAAUGACGAUAGCGAUGAUUCUUCAAUCUCCAGCGAAGCUCUUGAAGGGACGCCUGAAAUUGCAGCGAAAUGGGACGCUGGGCAUCGCAACCCUACCCCCGUCCCCGAUGCAGCCCCAAGUAUUAUCAUUCAGGAAGACAUUGAUAUCGGCGAGGACGAGCCAACUUUCGACGAAGAAAGACGGUCGUCUGCGCUCGGGAAUCCACAGUCGAUACAAACGGCGCCUCGUAAAGGAUCCGCAGACGGGCGAAUGUCUAAAAGCAAUAUAAUGUAUGCUGAGAGCACUGUGAAAACGAAUGGAGAAGUCAAGGGGGAUGUUAUUAAUAAUAACGAGCCGGCAGAUUACUCAAAGAAGUUCGUUGAUGACGGGAAAAUUGCAGAUGUCGACUUCACUUCUAGCGAUAUUGAUUUCACAGGCAAUGGCGAUCUCAGUGACCCUGAUGACGUCAUUGUUGUUGAUCUUGUUCGUGGAGAGAAGGGCCUAGGCUUGGGUCUAAUCGAUGGUCUUAUCACUCCACUCAGCUCCCCUGGCAUUUAUAUUCGCACUGUUGUCUCGAACAGCCCGGCUGCAAAGGACGGACGAAUUCAGCUUGGAGAUAGGAUUCUUGCUGUGAAUGGAAACAGCCUUGUGGGAUCGGACUAUUCACGGGCAAUGGACUUGAUCAUACAUGCUGGAAACAACCUAUCGUUCCUCAUUGCAAAAUCCGACCAGAAGACUAUUGAAAAGAUACUGUCAUCGCAAUGCUGAUGAUUGCCAUGUUGCUGAACCGAGGGGCUUAUUCUGUUAUCUGAAUCCGAUAAACUCCGUCUAGUCACUUAUGCAUAGAUGAAAGUUCGAAACACAAACCAAAUGUUAUGAGCACCCUAUAGUAAACUUUAUUUUCUCAAUUUCUUGUGGAUUUUAUUGUAUCAAGAAUUGCACAUAUUGAUUUCUAUCAGAAUCCUCCACAUUUUUUGGUGGUAGUCACAAAUUUGAGAAGAAUUGUAAUAUAUUUAUUAUAUUGUUAAAAGGUUAAUGAUUAUUGUUGAUCAUAUGUUAGUCUCAAAACACGAUUCAACGUAUACGAAUAAAGUGGCUUCUGCUAUGUAGGUAAAUGUAUUUAAAUUUGCAGCUAGAAGUACAGUAGUUAAUAAAAUUUUCAGUUUUAUAAAUUCUGCAUUUUGCUCGGUUCUGUUUUUGAUCUUUUAGUUGAUUUCUAACCAGCAAAGGAAUCUUCAAAUAUGGGUUACUUAUCUCCAUACUAGACAUUUUGCUCUCUAAAAACAUAGCCACGCAUGAUUUUGUGUCUCCCCUAGAUUUUUCUAGACUUUCCCUCCGUGUAUUCCCUCCGUAUAUAAUCGUUUCCUAUUCAUACCCCGCAGUUAAAUUUCCUUGCCUCGUCUUUCCACAAAGCCUCGCCCCUAAAAGACUUCAGAUCCUAGAUGCAGGGCAACAAUUCGAGAGCCAACGAAGUACCGAGUAAGACCGUCUCAGAAAGGCUGCAACACAAGUAGUUUAUGGCUACAAAUUCAAUAAAGAGGGCACUUGACAUGCUCAUGUCGUAACUAAAAGGCUAGAAUCUAGAUUUUUAAGCCCAACAGCACAACUGCUGUGUCAUAAAAAUGCUUCAGCCUUGUUAUUCUGCAAAAUGUGUGUAUACUUUUUAGUUUGUAUAAGUAUAAUAAUGUGAUCGACAGAUAAAAUAAACUUCGAUAAUUUAGCUUUUAUGAAUUGUCAGUAGAAAAAUUGCCGUUGUUUAUAUAUUUCUAAGAAAUUGUAAGAAUAAACAUUUGAUAUUUUGGUUUUAUUUUAUGAAUGAUUCAAUGGCACAUUUUAGCUGUAAUGUUAUUUUACCCGAUAAUAGUUCUUUUGAUAAA
This is a messenger RNA of Rhopilema esculentum, 5601 nucleotides long. Its product is annotated as ras-associating and dilute domain-containing protein. The record is from RefSeq and is a predicted model, not a curated record. Gene Ontology annotation, biological process: signal transduction. Gene Ontology annotation, molecular function: GTPase binding. Lineage: Eukaryota; Metazoa; Cnidaria; Scyphozoa; Rhizostomeae; Rhizostomatidae.